GUGAGCCGAUCUUUGACGAUCGCAUUGUCAAGAUUGAAUCUCACACGUACAACCCAUACGCCAACACAACGUUAGGAUAUAGCGAUGAGAUAAGAAUACCAGUACAACAGCAGGAUUUAUACACAUUGCCAUGCGAGAGUUAUCUUUAUGUUGAGGGAAAAAUAAUUGCACAAGCGGCAGCCGAAAAUGUGGCUGUAACAUUAGGAAAUAAUUGCUUCGCAUUCAUGUUUGAUAAGAUUCGUUAUGAACUGGAUGGUGUGGAGAUUGAUUGUAACAGAAACGUUGGAAUAACUUCCACGCUCAAGAAUGUAUCGUUAUCUUCUGACAAAAUUGUUGGUAUGAAAAAUGUUGCGUGGGAUACGAUCAACGCUUAUUCGGCAGAUGGAUACUUCAACUUUUGCGUACCGAUCAGCAUGUUACUAGAAUUUUAUGAAGACUAUAAGCGUAUAUUGAUUAAUGCGCGUCACGAAUUGAUUCUCAUACGAUCGCGCAGUGACAACAACUGUCUACAUGGAUCAUCGGCGUUGGAGCCUAAGGUGGAACUAUUCAAGAUACAAUGGAAAAUGCCUCACGUACUCUUGAACGAUAUCAAUAAGCUCUCCCUGUUGAGAACCUUGAAGAACGGCCGAUACCUGAGCAUGAGUUUCCGCUCGUGGGACCUGUAUAAAUUUCCUCUGCUACAAAACACGACUAAACACGCGUGGCCUGUCAAAACUGCCACUAAUUUGGAAAAUCCGCUAUAUGUUAUUUUUGCACUACAGACUGGUCGGAAGAAUGUCAUGGCGGAAAAUAUAACUCAAUUCGACAACUGCAAUUUGAUCAACGCAAAACUCUAUCUAAAUUCAGAGUGUUAUCCGUACGAUGAUAUGAAUUUGGACAUUGCAAAGAAAAGAUACGCAAUAUUUUACGAUAUACUAG
Molecule: messenger RNA, 918 nt
Organism: Dinoponera quadriceps
Lineage: Eukaryota; Metazoa; Arthropoda; Insecta; Hymenoptera; Formicidae
Exons: 1
Source: RefSeq, a predicted model, not a curated record